AUUGAAGAAGAUACUGAAGAGCAUCAUCUUAGAGAUUACUUUGAGAAAUAUGGAAAAAUCAAUGCCAUUGAGAUAAUUACCGAUAGGGAGUCUGGAAAGAAAAGAGGCUUUGGAUUUGUCACUUUUAAUGACCAUGAUCCCAUGGAUAAGCUUGUGUUGCAGAAAGACUAUGGCAUCAAUGGUCAUCAUGCAGAAGUACGAAAGGCCUUGUCUCGACCAAAAAUGCAGGGAGAUCUGGAGGUGGCAAUUUGGGGGUUAGCCCUGGUUAUGGAGGAGGAUGAGGAGGAUACGGUGGUAGAGGAUCUCGAUAUGGUGACCUGGAUGGGGCCUCCAGAGGUGGUUUUGACAGCUAUGGAUGAAGAAAUUAUGGAAGUCAUAAUUACAAUGAUUUGGGAAAUUAUAAGCAGAAACCUUCUAAGUACGAUUUACUGA
Messenger RNA from Globicephala melas (long-finned pilot whale), 432 nucleotides. Lineage: Eukaryota; Metazoa; Chordata; Mammalia; Artiodactyla; Delphinidae. The record is from RefSeq and is a predicted model, not a curated record.